AAGAGGGACUCCGGGACUGGAAGCGGAAUUGGCCUCGGUGACCUUUGACCUCCUGCGCCGUGACGAAGGCAACGUCGUUUCUGUGGUAACCGGGCUGCGCGUCCUCUUUGGAGCAAGGGUCGAAGCACCGCGUCUGGAGUUGCAGGGGGGAUAAAAAAUGUCGAUACUCACUUCUCCAAGAGGAAAGGCGGAAGUGGUUCACUGCCGAAGAACAGAGUCACACGAUGUUCACUGUAUCAAAAACCUCAUUAGAAAAUUUACCCAGAAGCUGUUUGGGAAUCUUAACGUCAUCCGUCUUUUGGAAAAGGCAAACCUUGCCAUUACCCUCCACAAUGACAAGGAGGAGAUCAUGGCCCAGGCCACCUUUCUGGACUAUCCCAACUGGAAUAUUGCCCAGCAGCAUGACUGGGUGUCCGUGUUCCGGGAGCUGGACAGUGAAAUUCCGUGCACACCUCUGAACACGCUGUUCAUGCACCUCUUUGUGGCCGUGGAUGAGUAUUCUGUCGGCUGCUGCAAAGAGAUUAUUCGGAACGUGUUUAGGGAAGUGCCAGAGCUCCACUUCAUCUUUCUCAUUGUGCCGUCCUACAUGAGCCUCGGCUCGACCCUCAUAACUGUGUUUGAGCAAGUGGGGAACGCCCCGAGCCUGCUGUGUGACGAGGACUUCAUGGUACACGUGUGUCACAGGCACAGCCACCACCCUCAGCUGCACAUUCGAGAAGCCAGGGUGGAAGACCACGACGACCUCAUGCCAAUAUUUCUGCGCCACGACACGGUCCUGAGGGAGACCUAUGGCGAAUACUUCCUGGGUGAGCUCAUAGAGGCCGGAGACGAAGAGAACCACGCGGUCGUGUGCGAGGUGGAAGGCGCGGCUGUCGGCUUCAUGAGCGUGUGCUCCAGGGUGAACAUGCAGCUGCUGCACGAGUGCUUCGAUCUGGGGCCCUUCCACGGACUCUGCACCCCUCAUCCCGACGACGUCCUGCGACCGCCGCCGAAGCCCGGCCUCCAGGGGAGCCCAGAUGCUGAGCUCGGGAGGAGCAGCCAGGACACCCAGAGAACAGAGGAGGAGCCACAGGAAGCUGUCUCCCCGGAGGCCAGGGAGAGCGUGCAGGUAUUGGAGGGAAGAAUCACUAAAGAUGCCGCAGCGGAGGAGGCUUUAUCACCGGUCCCGAGUGGAAACACUGGCGAAGUGGAGGACACAGGAGAGCUCAGCCAGGAGCACAGCACAGAUGACGUGGGCUACUCGGUCAGCACCACGAGCUCAGCAUCCGUGUCUCUGCCCGAGGAGACCGGCUCCUUCUGCCCCACCUACAGGGGAGCCUCGGCUGCCUUCUGUAUCCAGCUCUUCUGUAUCGACGAGAAGUACGAAGCGAGGUCCCUGGACUUUAUGAAUUUUGUUUUCGGUCUUUUUCCUGACAAGAACUUCUGUGUCAUCUCCCUGCCGCACCUCACCCCCGAGUUUGUCCUCAUCCAGAACUUCGUGAAGGCGGUCCCCUUCAGCACCUGCACCCUGGAGCAGGACCUCUACAUCUUCCACCGGGCCGGAUUGCUCAAGUCCAUCACUAUAAGAUUAGCCACUGUCUCGGAUACUCCCGGGGUUGAAAAGCUUGUCAGCACCCUCAUGCUGAACAAAAGCAUAUUGGAGGAUUUGAAGCAAUACAACGAGGCUCACAGGGACCCUGACGGGACGCCCCUGCAGGUGUUCGUGGCCGAAGUUGCAGAGCAAGUGGCCGGCGUCGCGGUGAUCAGAGAUGAAAUGGACAUCGAGUACAUACGAUCCCAUUACAACAUUGAAGAUUUCAUCUACUUCAGCCACCACCAGCGCGAGGAGCACGGGCGCCUGUACCACUUUGCCCUGAACCCCGUCUUUCGGCGCUACACCAAGUUUUUUCUGAAGGAGAUCCUCCGCUUAGGGUACAAGUCCUGCCUCUACUACCCUGUGUACCCGCAGGCCAAGGAAGGCAAGGUCCAGCGCUCCGGCGCGCACUCGCUGACGUCCGCCCUGCAUUACUUGGUUCCCGUGCGGCCCCGACGACAGAUUGUCUACCCUCUGGAAAAGCUUGGCACCAACGCUCCAUCAAAGGAGGUCUCCAAGGACGCGGUGAGUUAUGCCUUGAACCAUACGAACAGAAAACUAACGUUGGAACCGAAAAUAACUAUCAACGCCAAGAUUGUCGUGGUUGGUGCGUCCAGCGUCGGAAUUUCCUUCCUAGACACACUGGUGUUCUGCUCUCACCUGAAGUUUAGCAACCUCACCCUGAUUUCAACGCAUGGACUCCCAGGGAAAAAACUUCUGGGCAGUGAGCAACGGAAGUUUCUAGCAAGCGACCACUGCUUUAAUGACCGAGAUCACGCGGUGCUGUCGCUGUGCUCCUGGGUCAGCGUGGUGGUCGGCAAGAUGACCGCCAUAGACCGGGUGGCCAAGCGCGUCAUGGUGUCCGGAGAGGAAGUCGUUCCCUACGACCACCUCGUCCUCUGCACCGGGCUGCAGUACCAGGUCCCAUGCCCUACAGGGGCUGAUAUUAGCCAACACCCAACGAACAGAGAGGUUCUGGACAGCAGUCGACGGAGGUACACCGGUCCAGUUCCCUGCAAUCAUUUCACCCUCAACGACGAAGAAGAUUGCUUAAGGGCCCUGACUUGGAUAAGGAAUAACUCCAUCACCGCAGAAGGGCAUGUCAUUGUCUACGGGAACACAAUUGACACGUACACAACGGUGGAGAUGCUCCUGAGCAUCGGCGUGCGGGGCUCCCACAUCCACCUGGUGCAGCACCCACCCACCUCCACCAUCACCUGCAUCAACAACUACUCAGUGGAAAGCGCAGUGGAGGACGCGCUCAGGGCAGCGGGGGUGACUGUGUCCCGGGACGCGCUCCUGGCUCAGUGGAACGACGGCCAGGACCCCGACCCCAUCCGCAGUGCCAGCUUCACCACGCCCACCAAGCCCUUCACGCUCCCCUGCUCGGUGUUCUUCAGCUUCUGUGAGAAGAACGUGGAUUAUGAGACAUUUAAAGCGUUCAAUGAUGCCUGCCUCGUCUAUGACGGCCGACUUGUGAUUGACACCAACUUCCACACCAACGACAUAGCCAUCAGGGCCGCCGGCCCCCUCACCAAAUUCUCCAAUAGAUACUACUCCAACGAGUGGGCUCACGGCAGCUUCAAUUCCAAAGAGAUUGGCUUCCAGCUGGCCGCAGCCAUGCUCAGUCUCUUUGACCCGACCCUCGAGGCUGUGACCGAGCCGCCGGCUGACCUUGACCGACUCAUCCCCAUGUACAAGGGAGCCAAGGUCAAAGGAGGCGUUCUUCCCGGGUCUUACCACUACCUGCACAUUGCCAAGCCUGCCAUCCCAACGCCCUUGGAGGUGCAAAUGGCGCAGUCCGAUUUUGGUGUAGAAAUAGUAACAGGCAACGCGAAAAGUGGGAAUUACUUCCGGAUCCACAUCAACAGGUAUAAGAUGGUGGAGACCAUCACGUGCCUCUCGAAAGUGCCCUUCCCUGCCGCCAACUACAUCCGCCUGUUUGGCCAGCACGAGCAAGCCCUCAACAACCUGUGCGCUCGGUACGAGGAAGGGCUGGUCCCCGACCUCUACAGCUACUUCACGGAGCCGUGGUGCAUGGCCCUCUUUCACGAUCGUUUUAUUGAUCUCAGGAAGGAGUUGCGCCAAAUCUUAUCCUCCAAGGAGGGGGAAAGCCUUCCUUCCAUAGAAGAGUUAGCCCGGCAGAUGGAAGAUGAGGAGAUUAACCUGCCCGAGAAGCCCAGGACGUACCUCAAACGAGUUUUCCGGGAGAGCAUCUACAAGCCGCUGGUGGAGCGGAGCAUCCUUGACUACCUGCGCUAUAAUCACUACCACCUGCCCAUGUACGCGUGGCCAGGCAUCAUUUAGCUGCGGCCGCCGUCUCCGCGUGAUCGUUUCCGCACGUGUCGCCCGGGGAAGCGCUGUGUGGGAACAGGAAAUCUCUGAAGCCCGGCUGCACCAUCGGACACCGGCUUGGUUUGGUCCUUUCUCCUCCGCGCCCACCUCUGCCUGUAGUUUUCUAUCUUCCCAGUAGGUGGCGCACGGCGGCGCCUCUCGAUCCUGGGGCAGGGAGCCGCUCCACCAACGCCAGGCGUGCUCCCGGGCAGAGACACGCAUGUUAGCAAUAAAGUGGGAUCGUACCGUUGUCUUUA
Molecule: messenger RNA, 4164 nt
Organism: Camelus dromedarius (Arabian camel)
Lineage: Eukaryota; Metazoa; Chordata; Mammalia; Artiodactyla; Camelidae
Gene: CFAP61
Product: cilia and flagella associated protein 61
Exons: 27
Coding region: 158-3880 (1240 amino acids)
Source: RefSeq, a predicted model, not a curated record